ACACCUGGAAAAUGUUGCCAAACUGAACAAAAGAAGUUCUAAAAUAGUUUCCCCCAGAACAGAUGUCAAACGAAGAGCUGGCUCAUUCGCGCUCUUCUUCGCCCUGCGCCGUGCCACAAGAUUCGAGUCUCAAGUCGCAUUUUGUGACUCCUACACGACAAACGGCUCCACAAGCGACGUCCAUGGCAUUGGAGCAAUAUCGACUGCAACUUUACAACUAUGCCUUGAACAUUGAGCGGCUGAGGUGUCCGCCGUACGCGACAGCCGGAAGCACGGCCGGGCUGUCCUCGUGGCUACAUCCGUAUAGCAGUCAUGGUGUCGCGGGGAGCGCUGGUGAUAGACUAGCCACGCUCUCGACAAUUUCACUUUUCCCGCAGUCACAACGCAUAUUCCAUCCAGAGGAGCCGAAGCCGCAGCAUAGCUACAUUGGAUUGAUUGCAAUGGCUAUCCUCAGUUCGGCAGAGAUGAAGCUAGUGCUAUCAGACAUUUAUCAAUAUAUAUUGGAUAACUAUCCGUACUUCCGGACACGGGGUCCCGGCUGGCGCAACUCCAUACGGCAUAAUCUAUCGCUAAACGAUUGCUUCAUCAAGUCGGGUCGGAGUGCAAAUGGCAAGGGCCACUACUGGGCUAUCCAUCCCGCUAACAUGGAUGACUUUCGCAAAGGUGACUUUCGACGUCGCAAGGCGCAACGCAAAGUGCGUCGGCACAUGGGCUUAUCUAUUGACGAUGCCAGCACAGACUCUCCUAGUCCUCCGCCAUUGGACCUGACCACUCCGCCCCCUGCAGCGCAAGCGUCCAUGCAGUUGGCUGCUUUGAAUUACCCCUAUCAUCAGCAAUACAUUGGCCAAUUCUUUGGACGUAGCCCCUACUCCAGCCAGGCUGCAAGUGAGCAAAGGCUGGAGCCUGGCUAUCAGCUAGCCAACCAUCAGCAUCAUCAGCAUCCAAAUCAAAAUCCAAAUUCACAUACACAUUCUCUACCGCAUCACCAUCCGCAUUUAAAUCAGCAUCAGCAUCAGCAUAUUGCGUAUAUCAAUUCGACGACGACUACGACAAUUGCAAACUUGUAUUCGCAGACGCGGAAACGUCAGUUCGACGUUGCAUCGCUAUUGGCACCUGAUGUUCACAUUGUGGAUAUAGUGGAGGGAGAGGAUUCUUCAACGCAACACACGGUUAUAACAAAAGUGCAAGUAAAGAAACAGCAACUAUUCCAUCGAGAGUUGGUUGCUGAGCAACCAAAUCCGAAUUCGAAUCUGAAUCUGAGUCUAAAUACAAAUCCAGCUUUAGGUACAUGUGCAGGUGCAGGUGCAGUUGAUGCGGAUGUUGAUGCAGACAUUGAUGUGGAUGGGGAUGGUGAUGGAGAUGUAGAGGGAGAUGGAGAUGGGCGACAGUCUGAAGGAGGGCAGCGCUUGCUCUCGACUGAUGACAAUAAUUCGUACCUUAGCGAUACCAGACAGUCGCUGUUAGAUGCGGGCAUUGCGGAACAGGGCCAGCAACCGGAACCCGAACAGCAGGACCCUCUCCACUUUUCCGUUUCCGUUUCACCGCCUUUGGGCAGCUCCAGGGCAAGCAGCAGCCAGCAUGAUUCCAAUUCCUUGGAGGAGUGCCCACCUGGAACCACAGCUAGUCCAGAGCUAUCGACCAUGUCCACCAUGUCCAUGUCGCUUAAUAGCGUCGAUCCACAGAUCUUAAGAAGAUAUUAUGGCAGCUAUAUGGCAGCAGCAGCUAGGCAAGUUACGCUCGAGGCAUCGUCCAGAGUCCAAUUGAAAAAUAUGGCCGCGCCUACGCCCCAACACCCGCCCAUUGAACUGUUACCCAAUAAAUCAUAAAAUUCGCCAAACAUACAUUCAGAAAAUUAGUCACUGAGCCCACCCGGCGUUUUCACUGGGUGAUAUAAAUGUCACU
Messenger RNA from Drosophila arizonae, 1902 nucleotides. RefSeq names its product forkhead domain 102C (gene fd102C). Gene Ontology annotation, biological process: cell differentiation; anatomical structure morphogenesis; regulation of transcription by RNA polymerase II. The record is from RefSeq and is a predicted model, not a curated record. NCBI's taxonomy places the organism in Eukaryota, Metazoa, Arthropoda, Insecta, Diptera, Drosophilidae. Gene Ontology annotation, molecular function: DNA-binding transcription factor activity, RNA polymerase II-specific; RNA polymerase II cis-regulatory region sequence-specific DNA binding.